AUGAGCAAAUUCGAAAAGGUGAAAGAACAGGGAAAUUCUCUGUUCAAACAGGGCCUGUAUCGCGAGGCCGUGCACUGUUACGACCAACUAAUUGCUGCGCAGCCGCAGAACCCGGUUGGAUAUAGCAACAAAGCCAUGGCGUUGAUCAAACUGUGUGAAUAUACACAGGCAAUUCGAAUGUGCCAGCAAGGACUGCGGUAUGCCUCAACGGCAGAGCACGCGGCCAUCAGAUCCAAGUUGCAGUAUCGUCUAGAGCUGUCACAAGCGGCGGUAGGGCCAGUGCAGAUCCCUGUUUUUGAGGUUGAUGAACUACCGGAGGGUUACGACCAAUGCUAG
Molecule: messenger RNA, 336 nt
Organism: Saccharomyces paradoxus
Lineage: Eukaryota; Fungi; Ascomycota; Saccharomycetes; Saccharomycetales; Saccharomycetaceae
Gene: TAH1
Product: Tah1p
Exons: 1
Coding region: 1-336 (111 amino acids)
Molecular function (GO): protein binding
Source: RefSeq, a predicted model, not a curated record